Lathyrus sativus (Indian pea) is the source of this 993-nucleotide messenger RNA. NCBI's taxonomy places the organism in Eukaryota, Viridiplantae, Streptophyta, Magnoliopsida, Fabales, Fabaceae. The record is from the annotation of a GenBank genome assembly.
AUGGCUCCCAUCUCUAAACUCCUCUCUUUCCUUUUCCUAACAACCCUUUCAUUCUCUCUCCAAAUCCAUGCCAGAGACAGUAAAUUCUUCAGCAAAGUCACUCAUGUCAACAACAAUCUCAAUGACAACAAUCAACAACCGUUAAACAAACCAGAACAACAACAACAACCGGUUUUCAUCCCAGAAACUGAAAACAGUUAUGGCUUAUACGGUCAUGAAUCUGGUCUCCACCCUCCCACAACCACCACCUCAAACAAUGUUGUUCCCAACACUUACCAAUCAUAUCAAAAAACAUCACCACAAGAUGAAAACAACAAUGUUAACAAUUACUUCACCACCUCCCAGAAGGAUUCUUAUACCAACAAGUACCCAAAUGAAAUCAGUGACACAAAGCUCACACCAACUUCUUACAACAACAACAACAAUAACAACAAUUACGACAAGUAUUUUUACAACAACAACAAGUAUGCUUCUAAUGAAGUUGCCAAUACAAAGUUCCCCGAAGAAGCAUACAACUCCAUGGAAAACCAGAACAACAACAACAACAACGACAAGUAUUAUUACAACAACAACAAGUACGCUUCUAACGAACUUACCAACGCAAAGUUCCCAGAAGAAGGAUACAACUCCAUGGAAAACCAAAACAACAAGUAUUACUACAACAACAAUGUUGCUGCUAAAGACAAAUACUACUUCAAAACCAACGGUGCUAGUAACAACAAUUACAACAACGGUGAGAGACAAGGAAUGAGUGACACAAGAGUCAUGGAAGGUGGAAAAUACUUUUACGAUGUUAACUCUGAGAAAUACAACCCAACAUUAUUCAAUGGAGACUCAUCUAAAGGAGUUGUCAACUCUGAGAAUUGGUACAACAAAAAGGGUUACUUUGGUAGCAACAACAAUGUGAACACUUAUGAGAAUAACAAGAAUUCUAUGAAUGGUUAUCAGAAUCAAGAGGAGUUUGAGAGUGACCAAGAAGAAUUUGAGCCUUGA